Messenger RNA from Etheostoma cragini (Arkansas darter), 2608 nucleotides. RefSeq names its product cylindromatosis (turban tumor syndrome), like (gene cyldl). Bases 271 to 2556 code for a protein of 761 amino acids. Gene Ontology annotation, biological process: protein K63-linked deubiquitination. Lineage: Eukaryota; Metazoa; Chordata; Actinopteri; Perciformes; Percidae. The transcript has 15 exons. The record is from RefSeq and is a predicted model, not a curated record. Gene Ontology annotation, cellular component: cytosol. Gene Ontology annotation, molecular function: K63-linked deubiquitinase activity; cysteine-type deubiquitinase activity.
CUUCAAAGUAUUCCUAACAUUUAAUGACCCGUUUUUAGAAACGCACGCUAUUGGCAGCAAGUUGUUUACGUGGUUUAGAGAUAACACGUCUGUAGUCAUUUCUAUUGGAAGAGCACGAGACGCUAUAAUGACGCCGCUGUGAAAUGAAAUGAAAGGGGAAGUAAAACUUACCGCAGCUGCUUCGGACACAGAAGCCCAGAAGAGCGAAUAUUAUUAAACAGAAAGCUAACUUUAAAGUUGCUACACAACUGAAGUACUCUACGCAGCAACAUGACGUCAACAGAAAACCUGUACUUCAUCAUAAUAAUAAAACCUAAAUAUCCAGGACACAUCGAUGCUGGCCGCAUCUGCUACAUCAGUGAGCACAAGCACAGAUUAUCACUCAGAAGAUCUUGUUCUCCCUUGAAGUUGCCCGUCUUCCUCAUGGGCGCACGUUCAUCAUUAGAUUACGAGCUAGAGGUGAGUAGUAUGGCAAAGCUGAGUGCAGAGGAAGCAGAGCUGCUGCAAGCCCUGUCCGACGACGCGGAAAGGCUGAAGUGGUUCAACGAGAGAGAUGCUCUCCGAACAGCACGAGGACUCACUUUGGGGACGGAAGUGACUGUGGAGGAAGGAGGAGAGAAGCUUCGAGGCAUCCUUCGCUGCAUGGUUAGAGAUCCGGAGCCAACAUAUGCUGCUCCCAUAUCAGAGAAGUUCUUUGGCAUCGAACUGCAGGAAGAAGACAAAAGGAAGGUGAAGACGAGUGGGUCCUUCCGACAUAAACCCUUCUCCUGUCAUAAAGAUUGUGACAUUUUUGCCCCAUUCUCCAGAGUCAGGCCUGUGGGGCCCAGCUCCUUGUCACCCUCCAGUCCUGCACACUCACAGAUAGAAGAGCUCAGUCCUGGAGACAGAGUCACCUACCUCGUCAGGGAUACGUGUCGGCAUGGAAUGGUUGUGGAUGUGGUGCAAAAUGUUGUCCGGAUCUCUACAGACACGGAUGAGAAUGGAAAGAGAGGGGGCGAAGUUGACGUUCCACUAGAUAUGGUUAUUAAAGGGGAGGUGCCCGCUGUAGAGCCAGGGAGAAUGGAUGUUGAUACUCCCCCGGUGGAACCAAACGCUGAUGAUAUGUACUUGGAUCUGAGUGUGAACUCUUUGGUGGAGGUGAACUUAAUGAAAGGCAGGUCAUAUGGAAUCAUCCGCUGGAUCGGCAGUCUGCCUAAUCGGCAGGAAACCAUGGCUGGACUUGAGCUGGAGGAAGACAUUGGAGUGACUGAUGGUACCUUUAAAGAUCAGCGUUUCUUCGCUUGUCCCCCCAAAAGGGCUCUGUUUGUGAAGCUUAGCUCCUGCUGUCCUGACUCACGAUUUCAGAGCACAUCAGCCAAUCACAGCAAAGGGAUGCCUAAACAGGAAGACACAGAGAGAGAGGUAGAGCCCAGUGCAGGGAAGCUGGACACUGUUCCUCCAAUCAGCACCGAGCAGGUUAACCAGAUUUUGAUUGGACGAAUGAAGGGGAUCCAAGGCCACUGUAACUCCUGCUACAUGGAUGCUGCCCUCUUCAGCUUGUUUUCCUGCUCCUCUGUGUUGGACUCCAUGCUGUUUAAAUCAACAGAACCUCAAGAUGCCCCGAUUCAGAGAACAUUGCUCCAUGACAUUGUUAAUCCCCUCCGCAGUAAGGGCUUUGUGGAAGGGCGGCACAUCAUGAAGCUCCGGAAACAGCUGCAGAACCACGGCUACAGUCACUCCUUCACUACGGACGAGAAGGAUCCAGAAGAGUUCCUUACUGUCAUCAUGCACCACAUCCUUGCACUGGAUCCUCUACUCAAACUCUCAGCGGCAGGUAAAGUGCAGGAGAGUUACUGCUAUCAGAUCUUCUUGGACCAGAACCACAGCCUGGUUCUGCCCACAGUCCAGCAGCUGCUGGAGCAUUCCUUUCACACAGCAGGACUCAAGCUGGCAGAGGUGCCAUCCUGCCUCAUCCUCCAGAUGCCUCGCUUUGGGAAGAAAUUCAAGAUGUUUGACAAGAUCAUUCCCUCUCUAGAGCUGGACAUCACUGACCUCCUCUCUGAAGGUCCUCAGCAGUGCAUGCUGUGUGGAGACCUGGCCCAGAUAGAGUGCCCCGACUGUUUUACAGAUCCUCUUUUCAGCCGGACGGGAUUCAAAGUCUUCUGCAAGACGUGUUCAUCUCAGGUGCACUCUCAUCCUCAGCGCCGGUCCCAUCAGCUAGCUGCUCUGGACGUCCCCAAGGGUUACUCGGGCACGCCUCACUCUCUGGUCCGAGACAAGCUGGAGCUGUUUGCUGUGCUCUGCAUCGAGACCAGCCACUACGUGUCCUUCAUCAAACACGGCCCCAGCAGCAACGACUGGAUCUUCUUUGACAGCAUGGCCGACAGAGAAGGGGAGAGAGACGGCUUCAACAUCCCGGAGGUUCACGCCUGCCCCGAGGUCGGCAAGUACCUGGAGAUGUCUCCCGCGGAGCUGGCCAAUCAGGUGCCGCGAGACAUGGAAGGCGUGGCCAAACGUCUCUUUUGUGACGCCUACAUGUACCUGUACCAGAGCACAAACAUGUGUCUCUACCGCUGAGCGGACGCAGCUCCGCAGCUUACGCUUUGCACAAAAUGUAAAUUGGGGGGGG